Molecule: messenger RNA, 393 nt
Organism: Fusarium mangiferae
Lineage: Eukaryota; Fungi; Ascomycota; Sordariomycetes; Hypocreales; Nectriaceae
Product: putative ribosomal protein S15a.e.c10, cytosolic
Exons: 2
Coding region: 1-393 (130 amino acids)
Biological process (GO): translation
Cellular component (GO): cytosolic small ribosomal subunit; ribosome
Molecular function (GO): structural constituent of ribosome
Source: RefSeq, a predicted model, not a curated record
AUGGUCCGCACUUCCGUUCUCCACGAUGCGCUCAACGCCAUCAACAACGCCGAGAAGGCUGGCAAGCGUCAGGUCCUGAUCCGACCUUCUUCCAAGGUCAUCAUCAAGUUCCUCCAGGUCAUGCAGCGCCACGGAUACAUUGGAGAGUUCGAGGAGGUCGACGACCACCGAUCCGGCAAGAUCGUUGUCCAGCUCAACGGCCGCCUCAACAAGACUGGUGUCAUCUCUCCCCGCUACAACGUGCGCCUCUCUGAGCUCGAGAAGUGGGUUGUCAAGCUGCUCCCUGCCCGUCAGUUCGGCUAUGUCAUCCUCACCACCUCUGCUGGCAUCAUGGACCACGAGGAGGCCCGACGCAAGCACGUUUCUGGCAAGAUCAUUGGCUUCUUCUACUAA